This is a messenger RNA of Cotesia congregata, 2574 nucleotides long. Lineage: Eukaryota; Metazoa; Arthropoda; Insecta; Hymenoptera; Braconidae. The record is from the annotation of a GenBank genome assembly.
AUGAAUAAUUCAAUGUCAAUUAAUGACGGCUUGCCAACUGAUUCAAAUCAAUUAAGAGACAGAUUGGUUAUUUUAGAACUAAAUAAUCAAAAAGUUUGGGUUAAAUUGGCAACACCGAUUGUCCAUGAUCAAAUUUUUAUGAAAGCUCAAGAAGUCUUCCCAUUGUUAAAAAAUUCAGUUUUUUUUUUCACUGACAUCAAUGAUGCCAGACUUGAUUAUAUUUUAGUGGAUUACAUCUUAGGAAAUCCACCAGGCGUGACACUAAAAAUUCAAACUUUCAACGACGACGUUGUUAUUUGUGAUAUUGAUCAUAAUAAUUUAUCUAAUCUGAACGUUCUGCAAAAUUAUACUUCUGAAAAAGUUACUACUACCCCGGAUCCUGAUAUUUCUUACGAUGAUGAUAAUGAUUCAUUGCAUAGUCCACCUGCCAAGAAAAAAAAUAUUGAAGAUCCUAAAGCAUUAAAGAAUUUUGAUAAAGAAAAACUCCGGAGACUGAUUUUAGCUACUGCAUAUGGUGAUGAUCUUAUGAAAGAGUAUGAUCAGAAUCAGUAUUUAUCAACUGCUAAUCGUCAAAAAAUCGUAAGGUUGAUUGUCAAGUAUCUUCUUGAUUAUAAGGACAAGAUCAAAAGAACGCUGUCCUCAAACGAUAAAGCAGAAUGUGCGGCUGCAGUGAUUGAGUUGUUUCCUAAUCUUCGAAACCCACACGGAAAGUUAGGAUAUGAACAUUUUUACGAUUCUACAUCUUCUUCGGGUUAUAUAGCAACGAGAUUAUCAAACAGUUCUAGAAAAAAACCAGGCUCCAAAUGUGUUAAAAGUAUAGAAGAUAAGUCAUCUGAUGCUGUCCUUCGUGAAGUUACUGAAACGCAGGCAGUAAAUGAGACAGUGGACGUUAAAGAUGCCAUAGAGUUUAUGAAAAGUGCUGUUCCUGACCAGAAAGAUGAUAUUAUUUUGAAAAUUCAGCUAACACAUGACAUCAGGCGAUUCUUGCACAUGAAUCAGAACUUUUUCACAGUAUAUCCUAGGUUUUUAGAUGUCCCUGAAUUAAUUGACGUUGAAUUUAAACUCCUCUUUCCUGAGAUAGCUUCUGACAUUUUUACAAAAACUUUUCCUAAAUACAUACUCGCCGCUUUAGAUAUAUAUGAAGUUGAAAAACAAGACAAAUCAAUAUUAGGUGUUUACACCAUUGAUGAAUUGGGAUCAAGUGACAAAUUCGCUAAUCUCUUUGACUCAGCUCGUGCCACCGACCGCAAAGGGGAAAAAAAUGCUAUUCGAGUGAAAACUAAGUUAAUAGUCGACAAGCUGAUUGUGCUUAGACCGUUUGGAACUCCACUACAAUUAAAAGAUAGUACAAAUUCUCCUCAGCCUAAAUUGCUUGCUGUAGGACCGAAUAAAAGUGCCAUUAGUCAAUAUCAUAUCAGUAUUGACAAUCAUUGUAUUUCUCUAAAAGUAAAGAGUAUUGUAGAAGCAAUUGAUGCACUAUUCAAGGCGCACUAUGUUUUCAAUGUAGAGUUUGACGUCGACUUGAAAAACUUUUGGAUUUUUAUGCAGCAUAAUUUUUAUGCUUUAUGUUACAAUUACGACAUAAAACAAUUCGGUAUCAGUCCUGUAUUAGAUGUAAUUGUUAAAGAUAUAAAAAUUCUAGAAUCAAAGGGAAUUUAUGUAGAUUCUUUGAAUUCGAUUGUGAAAGGUACAUUAGUAUCAUUAUCCUGUGAUAAUUUAGGCUGCGCUACAUUACUUGGUAUGAAUGAAUCGUUUUCUUCGAAUUAUUAUUGCCGAAUCUGUACAAUUUCAAAAACUGAUGCUCAGAAGACGUGUGAGGCUAAUGAUAAAAUUUUACGUACAUCUGAGAGCUUUAUUUAUUUAUCUAAAAGACUGAACUGCGCCAACAGUGAAACUUUGAAUUUUUUUGGGAUAAAAAAAUUUACUCCUCUUUGUGAACUUAACCAUUUUAAAAUUUGUGAAAACUAUAGUAUUGAUGUUAUGCACGAUUUCUUGGAGGGAAUUUGCCAACGAGAUUUGAAAUUAUUUUUUACUUUUCUAAUUGAAACACGUUUAAUUUCUCUAGAAGAAUUAAAUGAGCGAAUACAAGCUUUUGACUAUGGUUUGAAUAAUAGACCGAAUAUUCCGAGUGGUAUUAAAAUUAGCAAAACGUCAAAUAGUAUUGGACAACAUGCCGCACAAACUCUUUGCUUGAUUACUUUUCUACCAUUAAUUAUAAAAGAUACGAUUUUGAAAAUAAAACAAAAUGAUUAUGUUAAAUGGUACAUGAUAUUGUUACUAAUAAAAAUGCUGAAAAUUGCCUUAGCGCCUAAAAUUACCUUAGAAAUGUUGCAAGAUUUAGAAACAACGUUGGCUAGCGCGAGGGAUCUCUGCACACUAGGAGAGGGGCCUAAUGCUCCAGUGGUCGAUAAAGAAGAGUUUCUUAUCAAUCACUGUAGACUUAGCCCAGCUCCAACUGUACUAUCAUGGGUUUUCUCUGUGGUUUCCCCAUGGUUCUGUUCCAACAGCCUGAGAGGUGAGGUUCAGGGUGAAUACGGUACAGAAAGUACAAGUCGGGCCACAGCUGCAAUAUAG